Molecule: messenger RNA, 1392 nt
Organism: Solanum pennellii
Lineage: Eukaryota; Viridiplantae; Streptophyta; Magnoliopsida; Solanales; Solanaceae
Product: two-pore potassium channel 1-like
Exons: 3
Coding region: 142-1206 (354 amino acids)
Biological process (GO): potassium ion transmembrane transport; stabilization of membrane potential
Cellular component (GO): plant-type vacuole membrane
Molecular function (GO): potassium ion leak channel activity; calcium ion binding
Source: RefSeq, a predicted model, not a curated record
UUCCUUUUGAUUUUUUUAUUGCUUUCUGUUUUCAUCGAAAAGAAGAAUAAUUGCAUGGAUUUGAAUAUUUGAUGAAUAUGAUAGUUUUUUUUUAACAUAAGUUUGAUUUUGAUACUUAAAACCAUGUUCUCUUGAGCUGUCAUGGCGAAUGGCGAUGUUGAAGAGCCUCUACUCCGAGGCAAUGCAAAUUCAUCGAUUCGAUUUAGUGAUGUGAACUCAUUUAAGCGAAGACGGUCUCAAUCUAGCAGCACUUGUUGUACUAUUAGCCAUACACAGAUAAAUAAUGAGGAAUCCCAUCAUUACCCUGAGUUCAUUUCAACAAAGAGUUUUAGACUCAGAGAUGUACUCUUGUUCUUGUCUGUUUAUAUAGGAGUCGGAGCGAUUUGCUUCUUCAUCAUAAGCGAUCAAAUCGAGGGAAAAAAGACUAAUGGGAUUCUUGAUGCUAUAUACUUGUGUAUUGUUACAAUGACUACUGUUGGAUAUGGUGAUCUUGUUCCUAAAAGCAUCUUAGCUAAGUUUCUCGCGUGUGUUUAUGUGUUCACCGGUAUGGCUCUUGUUGGAUUUGUUCUGAGUAAAGCAGCAGAUAGUUUUCUUGAGAGGCAACAAAUCAUGUUUCUCAAAGCCAUAAAGAUGAGGAAAGAUAGUAUUGUUAGUUCAACAGAGGUUUUGAAAGAGGUAGAAACGAACAUCGAAAAGUACAAACUGUUAAGUACUUUGGCACUUCUUGUUGUACUUACUAUGCUUGGAACAAUUUUUCUAUGCCAAGUUGAGGAUUUGAAUUUGUUUGAUGCUUUUUAUUGUGUUUGUGCUACUAUUACUACACUGGGGUAUGGAGAUAAGAGUUUCUCGACGAAAUGGGGGCGUUUAUUUGCUUCUUUUUGGAUAUUGAUGAGCACAAUUUGUUUGGGACAGUUAUUUUACUCCCUUGCUGAGUUAUAUACAGAACAAAGGCGAAAAUCUAUGUUCAAAUGGGCUCUAACUCGCGAGUUGACAAAUUCAGACCUCCAGGCUGCAGAUCUUGAUCAUGACAGUGAAGUGAGCGCUGCAGAAUUCAUCGUCUAUAAACUUAAAGAGUUGGGGAAGAUAACUGAGGAAGACAUCUCUAUAGUCAUGGAGAGUUUCAAAUUGCUUGAUGUUGAUCAUUCAGGCACAUUGACUGAAAAUGAUAUUGCACUUUUGCAGUCGUCGUCUCGAUCCAAAAGCUGAUAACACCCCUCUAAACAUCUUAUGCAUAGAUGAUAGAACUAUGGAAAUUGCAUAGAAAUUUUUGUUAACUUUCAAACCUAUGCACUUAAUGUUUGGAAAAAGGGAUCAUAGAUACAUUCAAGAUUCAAACAGAUUGAAAUAUGGUUACUGAGAAUUCAUAUAGUCGACACAAACUUGUUUAAAAUU